Ambispora leptoticha is the source of this 164-nucleotide messenger RNA. NCBI's taxonomy places the organism in Eukaryota, Fungi, Glomeromycota, Glomeromycetes, Archaeosporales, Ambisporaceae. The record is from the annotation of a GenBank genome assembly.
GUAAUCUUGAUGACUUUGUUGAUGAGAUGACUUCUUUAGAACGCGAAGCACAUGAGAUCAACAAAAAGCUUCGAUUGCUUCAUCGUCAUAUUCCUCCUACUUUUUCUAAAUUAUUAGCACAUAGAGUAGUUGUGCGUAAUGGCGUUUUAGAAAAUUUAUAUUGA